GGAUGCUCCCUGGCUCCGUUGCUUCCGGGUCCAGUGUUGCCAGGGGAGAGGUGGCCUCGUCGGGGACCUGUUGGAGAUGACAGCUGAAGAAAGCGGAUUAAACAAUAAACCCCGCAGAUAGCGAAGAAACCUUCUCUCGCAACACUGUGGAAGAAAAAGGGGCGCUGACCCAUGGAGUCGUUGAUCAGCGCGGUGGCUCCGCGCUCCCCAGCCAUCGUCAAGAGGCCCUCUGAGGUGGACUUCCGGUCGGGGGCCACGCUGGAGCAGCUGUCCCUGCAGGCGUCUGAGCUGGUGCUGCUGGAGCAGGGAGACUUUGGGGACCAGACGGCCCUGGAGGUCCACACGGCCAAAGACUUCAUCUUCAACAUGCUAGGUCUGGUCCAGAAGGUGGACCAGCGCCUCCCGGUGGCCAACGAGUACCUGCUGCUGUCCGGCGGCGCCCGGGAGGGCGUGCUGGACCUGAACCCCGAGGACCUGGGCGACUACGCCAAGGGCGCCGACUUCGACCUGGACUUCACCCUGCUGGUGCCGGCGCUGAAGCUCCACGACCGCAACCAGCCGGUGACGCUGGACAUGAGGCGCUCGCCGCCCUGCCACUCGUGGCUCAGCCUGAGGCUCUGCGACUCGGCCACGCUGGCCCGCUGGAGCGUCUGCUGCCAGGAGGAGAACCUGCUGCACCCGGCCGAGGACGAGGAGGAGUACGAGGAGGAGCUGGGCAGAGGCUCCGCCUCCUCGCCCGGCUCCCCCCAGUCUCUGGACGGCUGCUACUUCUCCCCGGCGCUGGUGACGGACUGGUUCUGGGCCGUGGUGAGCCAGGCGGUGGAGGAGCUGCGGCGCAACCCCAAGAGGGGCAUCCCCGUCCCGGAGAGGCUGGAGCGCAACGGGCCCCUCACCACCAUCAUCCUCCAGGCGGGCUCCAGCCGGGUGCUGUACGACCUGGUGCCUGUGGUGUCGUUCCGGGGCUGGCCCGCCGUGGCCCAGGGCUGGCUGACGGCAAACCACUUCUGGGAUGGCAAGAUCACGGAGGAGGAGGCCAUCUCGGGCUUCUACUUGCUGCCCUGCUGCUCGCCGCUGGCCGGGAGGCCCGACCGGGAGUGGAGGCUGGCCUUCUCCCGCAGCGAGGUGCAGCUGAAGAAGUGCAUCCCCUUCCCCAUGGCGCAGGCCUUCCAGGCGGCCAAGGCCGUGCUGUCCCGCCUGCUGUCGCGGCCCCGCACGGGCCUCAGCCCCUACCACCUGCGCACGCUCCUCUUCUGGGCCUGCGACCGCCUGCCCGCCUCCUACCUGUCCUCCCCCGAGACGGACUCGCCCGGGCGCCUGCUGCUCGGCCUCCUGGACGACCUGGCCCACUGCAUCCUGGGCAAGAACUGCCCCAACUACUUCCUGCCCCAGUGCAACAUGCUGGAGCACCUGUCGGACGGCCAGGCCCUGCUGCUGGCCCGCAAGCUGGGCCACGUGCGCUCGGACCCGGCCGAGCACCUGCGCGCCGCCCUGGACCAGGCGCGGCAGGCGGGGCAGCUGAAGAAGGAGGCGCUGGCUGGCGGCGGCGGCGCCAACGGGCAGGCGGGGUCGCCGGGCCACGGCCCCGCCAACGGCAUCAUCUCGCCGUGCGAGGACAAGCUGGCCCAGCGGCUGCAGCAGCUGGUGACGGAGAACCCGGGCAAGUCCAUCUCGGUGUUCCUCAACCCCGACGACGUGACGCGGCCGCACUUCCGCAUCGACGACAAGUUCUACUGAGGCCCCCCCCGCGCGCGGGCGGACGAGUCCUGCCGCCGCACGACUGUCCCGCCACGGCCGUCCGCUCAAAGCUCACAC
Messenger RNA from Gadus chalcogrammus (walleye pollock), 1812 nucleotides. RefSeq names its product transmembrane protein 102 (gene tmem102). The record is from RefSeq and is a predicted model, not a curated record. The transcript is spliced from 6 exons. Bases 172 to 1734 code for a protein of 520 amino acids. NCBI's taxonomy places the organism in Eukaryota, Metazoa, Chordata, Actinopteri, Gadiformes, Gadidae.